Molecule: messenger RNA, 7002 nt
Organism: Ochotona curzoniae (black-lipped pika)
Lineage: Eukaryota; Metazoa; Chordata; Mammalia; Lagomorpha; Ochotonidae
Gene: PLCE1
Product: phospholipase C epsilon 1
Exons: 32
Coding region: 68-6976 (2302 amino acids)
Biological process (GO): small GTPase-mediated signal transduction; phosphatidylinositol-mediated signaling; lipid metabolic process
Molecular function (GO): guanyl-nucleotide exchange factor activity; phosphatidylinositol-4,5-bisphosphate phospholipase C activity
Source: RefSeq, a predicted model, not a curated record
GAAAAUCUUGACAUGAUCACCAGGGAGGAGAAAGCAAGCAAUCGCUAAGACCUGUGUAUUGGUCGAGAUGACUUCUGAAGAAAUGGCAGCUUCCGUUCUCACUCCUGUGACUCAGAGAAAAGUGGUGUCUGCUCUGUCAGCUGCUGAGGACACUAAAGACAAGACCUCAGACACCAGUGUCCCAAAGGUACAUCCUGUCGGACCCAGCAGGCAGGUGUCUCACUCCAUCUCACAACUGAACAAGCUUAAAGAAGAAGCUUCUGGCAGCCACUUGCCCAAGGUUCGCACAAUAGCAAGGGAAAAAAUAGUGAGUGAUGAGAACAGGAAUGAAAAGAGCUGGGAGCUCAGCUUGCCAGAGUCUGUGAAAAAUCUUAACAUUAGCUGCAACAGCAGGCUGAGAAACCAUCAGCAUGGCCUUCCUCUAAGCCAGCUGGAUGAAAAGUGCCACUCCGUCACCAAACAAAACUUGUGUUUUGAAACUGGAAUUCCUGCAGCACUGGAAAGAAAGGUGUUUCCUGGAAUUCAACUGGAAAUAGAUGGGUCUCCCAUGGACCUGAGUCCUUUAGGAAAUCAGUCAGUAAUUUUGGAGGCUGAUGGAUCCCACCCUGCUGGCGAUGUGGCACUAUUGCAUUUUCAUUAUGGAGUUGACAGAAGAAUGGCAGACACUUUCUGUCCCCUGUCAGAAAACUUAACCUUGGAUGAUUGUGGAAACUGUGUGCCACUGCCUGGUGUUGAGGGGGAGCCAAAGAAAAAUUAUAUGACAUAUGCUUGUCAGCUGAUGGAAUUGACCCAAAGCCAUGAUAAUCAGAAUGGACAGCUGCCGUGCAAUCAUUGUGACACCUUAAAUGAAAAGUACUUGGGCUUUGAAGGUGCUUGCCAGAAGGUUGGCAGGGUGUGUUCCAGCGAUCGCUUUUGCAAGGAGAGUUUUACUGACAGUCCACCUGCCAAGACCCUUUUGAGCCAUUUUGAGCACUUUCCUGAAAACUGUGAUGAUGUAGAAGACUUUUUUAAAAGCAAAAAAGAACGGUCCACUUUGUUGGUGAGGAGGUUUUGUAAAAACGACAGAGAAGUUAAGAAAUCUGUAUAUACUGGGACAAGAGCGAUUGUGAGAACUCUGCCUUCUGGCCACAUUGGCAGGACUGCUUGGAGCUACAUCGAGCAGAAGAGAAACGGCCACUCGGUGCCUGGUGGGAGGGUGAGGGAAGCCCUUUUCUCCUCAGAGAUGAGGCAAGGCGGGAGCCAACGUCGACCUGAAGCCCAGUGGUACCCAAUCUACAAUGCAGUGAGAAGAGAAGAAGAAACAGAAAAUACAGUUGGAUCUCUUCUCCACUUCUUCACAAAGCUCCCGGCCUUGGAGACAGCCCUUGGCAGGAUCAGCGUGGGUCCUUAUUUGAAGCAUUGUAUCCGAGAUCCUGUGUGUGGGUACCGUGCCACCUUGCAGAGGACUUCUGUCUCCCAGUACCUCGCCGGGUCUCUCCUGGAGGCCACCACGUCAUUAGGAGCAAGAAGUGGCCUUCUCAGCACUUUUGCAGGUUCCACUGGACGAAUGAUGCUGAAAGAACGCCAAUCGGGCACCUCUAUGGCCAGUUCCAAUGCCCUCCCUUCAAGUUCAGCCGGGAUUAGCAAGGAGCUGAUCGAUCUGCAGCCCCUCAUCCAGUUCCCGGAAGAAGUGGCCAGCAUCCUGACAGAGCAGGAGCAGAAUAUCUACCGAAAGGUUUUGCCUGUUGACUACCUUUGCUUCUUGACCCGGGACUUGGGCACCCCGGAAUGCCAGAGGUCCCUGCCCUGUCUCAAGGCGUCCCUCUCCGCAUCGAUUCUUACUUCUCAGAAUGGAGAACACAAUGCCCUGGAAGACCUUGUGAUGAGAUUUAACGAGGUGAGCUCCUGGGUGACCUGGCUGAUCCUCACAGCGGGCUCCAUGGAGGAAAAGCGUGAAGUCUUCUCGUACCUAGUGCACGUGGCCAAAUGCUGCUGGAACAUGGGCAACUACAAUGCCGUCAUGGAGUUCUUGGCCGGCCUCAGGUCGAGAAAAGUUUUGAAAAUGUGGCAGUUCAUGGAGCAGUCGGACAUGGAGACCAUGAGGAGCCUGAAGGAUGCCAUGGCUCUGCACGAGUCCUCACGCGAGUACAGGAAGGCAGUGACACGCGCGCUGCACAUCCCUGGCUGUAGGGUCGUCCCAUUCUGCGGCGUCUUCCUCAAGGAGCUCUGUGAGGUCCUCGACGGAGCUUCCGGACUCCUGAAGCUCUGCCCACGCUACAACUCCCAGGAGGAAACUUUAGAGUUCGUAGCAGACUACAGUGGACAAGAUAAUUUCUUACAACGCGUGGGACAAAAUGGCCUAAAGAAUUCCGAGAAGGAGUCCACGGUCAACAGCAUCUUCCAGAUCAUCAGAAGCUGCAGUCGCAGUCUGGAGACGGAUGAGGAGGACAGCCCCAGUGAAGGGACUGGUUCCAGGAAAAACUCCUUGAAGGACAAAGCCAGGUGGCAGUUUAUAAUUGGAGAUUUGCUGGAUUCAGAAAAUGAUAUCUUUGAGCAGCCCAAAGACUGUGACUCUCAUGGACCCGAGGAGCCACAGAAGGCCUUCGAUCACGGGACGGAGCUCAUCCCAUGGUAUGUGCUGUCCAUCCCAGCUGAUGUGCACCAGUUCUUGCUGCAGGGUGCCACAGUCAUCCAUUAUGACCAGGACACACACCUCUCUGCCCGCUGCUUCCUCCAGCUGCAGCCUGACAAUAGCACUCUGACCUGGAUAAAACCCACCACUGCCUCGCCAACCAGCACUAAAGCAAAACUUGGCAUGCUGAGUAACACGACCGAGCCUGGCAAGUCCCCCUUACUGGGCAGUGCCGGGUUAAACAGCCUGGCAGAGGGAGUCUUGGACCUGUUUUCAGUGAAGGCUGUGUACAUGGGACACCCUGGCAUUGAUAUACACACUGUGUGUGUUCAGAACAAACUGAGUUGCAUGCUUCUGUCCGAGACUGGCGUGACACUGCUCUACGGGCUUCAGACCACAGACAAUAGAUUAUUGCACUUUGUGGCACCAAAGCAUACAGCUAAAAUGCUCUUCAGUGGAUUGUUGGAACUCACAAGAGCUGUGAGAAAAAUGAGGAAGUUCCCUGACCAAAGACAGCAGUGGCUGCGCAAACAGUAUGUCAGCCUCUACCAGGAGGAUGGACGGUACGAAGGCCCAACGUUGGCUCAUGCUGUGGAGUUGUUUGGUGGCAGGCGAUGGAGUACUCGAAACCCCAGCCCUGGGACAUCAACAAAGAAUGCCGAGAAGCCUAAUGUACAGAGAAACAACACCCUGGGCAUCAGCACCACCAAGAAAAAGAAGAAGAUGCUCAUGAGGGGUGAGAGUGGAGAGGCAACCGAUGAUGAAAUGGUGACCCGAAAGGGCAAAAUGUACAGAGAGUGUCGGAGCCGGAGUGGUUCGGAUCCUCAGGACAUUAAUGAACAAGAGGAGCCAGAGGCGAAUGCCACCACAAGUCCUCCCCAUCCCCUCCCUUCCAGAAGAGCACAUUCUCUCACCACAGCGGGGUCCCCCAGCUUGGCUGCCGCGAUGACGUCUUCUCCCACCAGGCCAGUGUCCUCCCCUGUGCUGUCUUCUUCAAACAAGAGCCCAUCCAGUGCUUGGAGCAGCAGCAGCUGGCAUGGGCGGAUCAAAGGACCAAUGAAGGGAUUCCAGAGCUUCAUGGUUUCAGACAGUAACAUGAGUUUUGUUGAAUUUGUUGAGCUGUUCAAAUCAUUCAGCGUGAGGAGCCGCAAGGACCUGAAGGAUCUCUUCGAUGUGUACGCGGUGCCCUGCAACCGGUCUGGCUCAGAAUCAGCCCCACUCUACACCAACCUGACAAUCGAGGAAAAUGCUAGUGAUCUUCAGCCUGACUUAGAUUUAUUGACCAGAAACGUCUCAGAUCUGGGAUUGUUCAUUAAGAGUAAACAGCAGCUUUCAGACAACCAGAGGCAGAUAUCUGAUGCCAUUGCUGCCGCGAGUAUUGUGACAAAUGGCACUGGGAUUGAGAGUACAUCGCUGGGCAUAUUUGGGGUUGGCAUACUCCAGCUCAAUGACUUCCUGGUGAACUGCCAAGGAGAACACUGCACAUUUGAUGAAAUUCUCAGCAUCAUCCAGAAGUUCGAGCCUACCAUCAGUAUGUGUCACCAAGGUCUAAUGUCAUUUGAAGGCUUUGCAAGGUUUCUGAUGGAUAAAGAUAAUUUUGCCUCGAAAAACGAUGAGUCGCAGGAGAACAUCAAAGAAUUGCAGCUCCCCUUAUCCUACUAUUACAUUGAGUCUUCCCACAACACCUACCUCACUGGCCAUCAGCUCAAAGGGGAGUCCUCAGUGGAACUCUACAGCCAGGUCCUCUUGCAAGGCUGUAGGAGCGUGGAGUUGGACUGCUGGGAUGGAGAUGACGGGAUGCCCAUUAUUUACCAUGGACACACACUGACAACCAAGAUCCCCUUCAAGGAAGUCGUUGAAGCCAUUGAUCGCAGUGCUUUCGUUGCCUCUGACCUGCCCAUCAUCAUAUCGAUUGAGAACCACUGUUCAUUGCCUCAGCAGCGAAAAAUGGCUGAGAUCUUCAAGACUGUGUUUGGGGAAAAGCUGGUGGCUAAAUUCUUGUUUGAAACUGAUUUCUCAGAUGAUCCGAUGCUUCCCUCACCUGACCAGCUGAGGAGGAAAGUGCUUCUUAAAAACAAGAAGCUCAAAGCCCAUCAGACACCAGUGGACAUCUUAAAGCAGAAGGCACAUCAGCUGGCUUCCCUGCAAGCACAGGCUUACAACGGUGGGAAUGGCAACGCCCCAGCUGCCAGCAAUGAAGAAGAAGAGGAUGAAGAGGAUGAAUAUGACUACGACUACGAGUCCCUCUCAGAUGACAACAUUCUGGAAGACAGACCUGAAAACAAGUCCUGCAAUGACAAGCUUCAGUUUGAGUACAGUGAGGAGACCCCAAGAAGAAUAAAGAAAACCGAUAACUCUGCUUGCAACAAAGGAAAGGUUUAUGACAUGGAGCUGGGAGAGGAGUUCUAUCUUCCUCAGAACAAAAAGGAAAGCAGACAGAUUGCACCUGAGCUCUCUGACCUCGUCAUCUAUUGCCAAGCCGUGAAAUUUCCAGGCCUGUCAACUCUAAAUGCAUCUGGCUCUAGCAGAGGAAAAGAAAGGAAAAGCAGGAAGUCCAUCUUUGGCAACAAUCCGGGGAGAAUGAGCCCAGGGGAGACAGCACCGUUCAACAAAACAUCUGGAAAAAGUUUCUCGGAAGGAAUUCGACAGACCUCGGAGGAGACUUGCUCCUCUGUGAACCCAGCCACCUCCCUCAGUGCUCUCAUCAGAACUCCCAGAUGCUACCAUAUCUCGUCGCUGAAUGAGAAUGCCGCCAAACGGCUGUGCCGCAGGUAUUCCCAGAAACUGAUCCAGCACACCGCCUGCCAGCUGCUCAGGACCUACCCGGCCGCCACCCGCAUCGACUCCUCCAACCCCAACCCCCUCAUGUUCUGGCUCCAUGGCAUACAGCUCGUGGCCCUCAACUACCAGACGGACGAUCUCCCUCUGCAUUUAAAUGCUGCAAUGUUUGAGGCGAAUGGUGGCUGCGGUUAUGUUUUGAAACCCCCAGUUCUGUGGGACAAGAGCUGUCCCAUGUAUCAGAAGUUUUCUCCACUGGAAAGAGAUCUGGACAACAUGGAGCCUGCUAUCUAUUCUUUAACUGUUGUUUCUGGACAAAACGUGUGCCCCAGUAACAGCACAGGAAGCCCGUGCAUUGAAGUGGACGUCCUGGGCAUGCCACUGGACAGCUGCCAUUUCCGCACCAAGCCCAUCCACCGGAACACCCUGAACCCCAUGUGGAAUGAACAGUUUCUCUUCCGGGUUCACUUUGAAGAUCUUGUGUUUCUUCGUUUUGCAGUCGUGGAAAACAACAGUUCAGCAGUGACAGCCCAGAGAAUCCUACCACUCAAGGCUUUGAAAAGAGGAUAUCGACAUCUUCAGCUGCGAAACCUCCAUAAUGAAGUCUUGGAAAUCUCUAGUUUAUUCAUAAAUAGCAGAAGGAUGGAAGAAAAUUCCUCUGGCAGUGCCAUGCCAGCCUCUUUGAUGUUUAACACAGAAGAGAGAAGAUGUUUGCAGACUCACAAGGUCUCAGUGCACGGGGUCCCAGGCCCAGAGCCCUUUGUGGUUUUCACUAUAAAUGGAGGUACCAAAGCAAAACAGCUUCUCCAGCAGAUUCUAAAAACUGACCAGGACACCAGACUUGUCACCGCAGACUGUUUUUUGGUGGAAGAGAAGCAUUUUCUGUCUAAGGAAAAAAAUGAAAGCAGGAAGCAACCGUUCCAGAGAGCCAUUGGUCCAGAAGAAGAGAUCGUGCAGAUCCUGAGCAGCUGGUUCCCGGAGGAAGGCUAUGUGGGCAGGAUUGUCUUCAAGACCCAGCAGGAAACCCCAGAAGAGAGAUGUGCUGUUCAAGAUGACAGAGAGGUGAUCCUGAGCUCAGAGGAGAGCUUCUUUGUCCAGGUGCAUGACGUUUCCCCGGAGCAACCGCGCACAGUCAUCAAGGCACCCCGUGUGAGCACUGCACAGGACGUCAUUCAGCAGACCUUGUGCAAAGCCAAAUACUCCUACAGCAUCCUGAGCAACCCCAACCCCAGUGACUAUGUGCUCCUGGAGGAGGUGGUGAAAGACACCAGCACCAAGAAGUCUUCUACCCCAAAGCCCUCUCAGCGAGUCCUUUUGGAUCAGGAGUGUGUGUUUCAAGCUCAAAGCAAGUGGAAAGGGGCAGGAAAAUUCAUCCUUAAGCUAAAGGAACAAGUGCAGGCAUCCCGAGAAGACAAAAGAAAAGGCAUUUCUUUUGCCAGUGAACUCAAAAAGCUCACCAAGUCAACUAAACAGCCUCGAGGAUUCACAUCGUCUUCUCAGCUCUUGGCCUCAGAAAACAUUCAAAAUAAGGAGGAGAAACCCAUGACUGGCUUGUACUCUGGGGACACAACGGAUUACCGACAGUGACCAAGGGCGACAUGCUUUACCCAGGU